AUGCCACCGGUACACGCACUCGACAACCGAAGCUUGAAGAAGUACGAGCACGAGCACAGAAGCGAGCAGAUGGCGGACCGCGCCGGGCAAUCAGGCGAUCGGGCACAGCUGACUCUCGUCGAGAUCUUCCGGGCGGCGUACAAGGAAGUGGGCGGCGCAGGCUCCGAACAUGCCACCACGAUGAGCGAAGAUCGCCCUCCUCUCUCGGACGACGAGGUGGUCGCGCUCGUCCGCAAGACCAUCGAGCAGGUUCGCGAGGACACCACCCGCCGCACCGAGCCCGACGUCGUCAAGGACCUCGCCCAGCCUGGCAUCACCAUUGAUCUGGGCCACCAUGGCAUCCGCCGCUUGCCCGAGGAGGUUAUCGACAUUAUCAAGGCCGAUAUCGAGAGGCUCGCGCUUUCGCAUAAUUCGUUCAGCACCCUGCCCCUCCGCAUGUCAGAAUGCGCCCGCUUACGAUACUUGAAUGUUCGCUACAAUGCUCUGCGCGAGUUCCCUCCGGCGAUUCUACAAUUGCCGACGUUGGAGAUUCUCGAUGUCAGCAAGAACAAGAUCAGGGAGAUUCCCGACGAAAUAUCGAACCUCACGUCGCUGAAGGUUCUUGCUAUUCAGCGGAACAGGAUCGAGCGGCUUCCCGUAUGCCUUGGUGAUAUCAGCAGUCUGCACAUGCUGAAGCUUGACGGCAAUCCCAUUGUUUUCCCUCCGCCCGAGGUAUGCAGCAUCAAAGACAGGACACCGACCCCGUCGGGCGACAAUGAGCGGGAUGCUCUCAUCACAACUCAGGUUAAAAGAUACCUCCGCCAAGUUGCUACACGCGAACGCCUCAAAGUUGAGUCUGAGGGAGACUCAAGUGAGAGCAACGUGGAAACACCUCGUCCGACCCGAUCGAAAGGAGGCGGUGGUGGCGGCGGCGGCGGACGGUUUCCAGUCAAGCCUAGCAUCAGCAGCUUGGACGCAUUCGGAGACACGAAGCCUAAGUCCGACUCUCCCAGCAGUACUCCUGCGCCUCCCAUCCCGGCUCGCUCCCAUUAUCGAGUUCAGUCACAGCAGAAUGCGAGUAUGCGCCGCCCUCCUGUUGGGCCCCUCACGUCAAACGGCAACGAGCGCAAUCGCAGCCAUAGUGAGGGGGCUGGGGCAGGAAGUAUGCGCUCAAAGCGAAUGGGAAUGGUAACACGUAAGGCGACAACCGAUCUUGCGCCGGUGAACGAAGGGCGGCCCAACGGUCCGGCGCACUCUCGCGGUUUCAGCCACGGCUCAGCUCUUUCUGAAUUCCAAGGCAAUGGCUUCCCUGGCUCUUCAUCAAGCGGCGAUCAAUCCAGAUCCAGACUCAAUUCCAUUCGCCCAUUGUCGGACCUUGUGGAGCACAAGCCAUGGUCCGGCGAGUACGAUGAUGCCGUCCAGGCAUGCCGCCUAUCCGCCGAGUCUGCCCUUGACUUUCUCGCUCCCACCGAAAGAUUGUUGCGACGUGUCAACCUGCCAAGUCAGCACGCCCUCAUGACCCAGUUUCAGAAAACACGAGCAAGCGCCUAUGCCCUGUCUGAGCUGGUCAACCGCUACAACGCUUUGACAGAAGAUCAAGAGGAUGAGGCAGAUUACCUGUUCAGCAAGCUGCUGGAUGAAAGCGAAGCCUGCAUGGAUCUUCUGAUUGACUUGGAAAUUCAGAUGCAUGACUCGGAGGACGAAGUGGGUAGAGCAGUCAACGAUCCCGGUGUUCGCAGCGCUUGGCGAGCGCAGAUCAAUGCGCAGUACAUGGGUGCGGUGGAGGCUCGCAAUGCUUGCGAGGUACUGGGCGUAGAGUUCGCAGAGCCCACCAAGACGGAUUCCCGCUAUGCCAGGUCGUCUACUACGCCAACUCAGACAAUGCCAAACCCAGAUCAGCGGCUACAGGCAACACAAGGGAUGGGGUUCGAAACUAACGGCACCGCCAAUGGGGUCUAUGGCCUUACACCGCCAAUGCAUCCGAACGGCCGCACCAACACGCUGACUAGCAUCGCAUCGGCAGCUACCCCCCGCUCGGGCGAGUCCUUUGCUACCCUAGGCUCUGUCGCAAUGUCGCGCACCAAUACCAUGAGAAGCAUGGAAGAUGCAGACGAAGAGCAGAUCUUCGAACGCAUCUGGCAGAAGCUCAGACACGCCUGCUCCUUCACCCUGCAGAACCUGCCGGUGUGCCACGAACGAUUCGAGCAAGCAUGCAUCGCCGCGCGGGAUGACGGUGAGCGUGGCCACAUGGCGUACCCCAGAUGGAUGCGAGUCUUGGAGCGAUCCACAGAAGCUCACCAAGCGGCAACGUCACUCAACGAGGUCCUCAAGACGAUCAAAUUGAGAGAUGCGGAAUUCCGCAACUCGCAGCGAUUCUGGGAACUCUGUACAGCAUGGGUCAAAGCGUGGAGUGACCUGGCCGUGGCGGUCAAGGGACUCGGACAGAUGGGACAAUUGCCCGAAGAUAUCAAGCAAGUCAUGAAGCCUGUCCAGAAGGCUGUCAAGGAGGCGGGAGGCGCGAUUACCGCCUCACCAUGGAGCCACCUUGCUGUGCGCAACGAGUCUUCGGCAGUGUUCCCACCUCAAUCGGCCCUGUCGAUGCGUUCUUCCGACACUCGUCACCUGGGUCACAGUUUCAAUGGCCUUAGCACAUCUUCUAUACCUGGCCCGAUCAACACGUCCAUUCCCACCAACGCCAACUACAAUCACUCCGCUACUCCCUCAUCUUCCAUGGGUUUCGUUACGCCUGUGCCCGCUACUCCUCUGAGCGCUGCGCUUGGUGCAGCGGCACAGGCCACGGUGCCGAGUACACCUGGCCAUGCACCGACUUCCACGCCUGUUGAUCCCCCUAUGACGGGUCGAUUCGCUGGCAACGUCUUUGAGAGGGCUGACCGCCUCCUUCAACAAACGCAGCGCCGCAUCUGA
Molecule: messenger RNA, 2904 nt
Organism: Lasiodiplodia theobromae
Lineage: Eukaryota; Fungi; Ascomycota; Dothideomycetes; Botryosphaeriales; Botryosphaeriaceae
Product: Ram signaling pathway protein
Exons: 5
Coding region: 1-2904 (967 amino acids)
Molecular function (GO): protein binding
Source: RefSeq, a predicted model, not a curated record